UUGUAUCGCGGUCAAAGAAUAGAGGCCCCAAAACAAUACAUUGGUCUUGUCAUCGAUCUCAAAUUUUCUGUGAGUAAAUUUUGUGAGUAGAUUCAAAAAAAUAAGUUGUGCUCAGUUGAAAGAGCAUGUUCUAAUUAGUACAAUUCUUAAAGGAUUUUUUUUCUGGAAGCUUUCUCAAAAAUUAGUUCAAAAUUUUUAAAAUUCGAAAAAAACAGUGAAAAAUGGCUUGAAAGUCCAGAUAUACAGUAGUUUGGAGCUGUGUUUCUCUGUCAAUUCCGAUUUUAUCAGAGUUGCCAAUUAUUAGGUAUUUUUUCGAAUAAUUUCAGGUUUCCAAAAUGAGUUGAUAUUUAAAAAAUUUUGCAACCCGUGACUUCAAUAAAUUAACCCUCCUGAGAAACGUCUAGCAUUCAGUUUCUCACAAUUUAAACUCAAAACUGAUUGUAUGUCAUGAACCCUCGAAGUAUGAAAUUUUGCUCGAAUAUGCUCUUCCGCCGCUGAAUUUUUAUAUUUUGAUGAAGAUGGCUGAAACUAUUUAUGAAAAAUAUGAAAGCAAAAACUCGAUAACUAGUUGAAAAUUUUCACUUGUCGAGUUAGUAUUUUUGGUCCACUGUAAUUAUUGCUUCAAAAAAUAUGAAUUUCAUGGUAAUUUUAUGGAAUAUUUAGACAAACAAAACGGGAUAUUUUGCAAAAUUCCAAAAAAAAUUGAUCUAAAAAAAUCUAUUUUUGGAUCAUGAUGCUAAAGUGAAACCAAGAUCAGCAACAAUUCCAAAUCCUAUCGGCUCUGAAAAUUUGUCAUUUAAAUUUCGUUUCAAAUUUGCAAUUCAUCAGCUCGAAUUGCGACCUUCCAAUUUAUAUUUUAAUCAAAAAUUUUUACAGAAGAUGUUUUUUAACUUGGAAUUGAAGUUUUAUAUGAAAAUCAGGUUCUUGACCCAUUGAUUACAAUUCUGAAAUUCUUGUAAUUUAUUUCGAAAACAGUUUUUGCAUCAUUGUUGGGAGCAUACAUCAUUAAGUUGUUUCAAUUAUUUUCAAACUAGAUUUUUCUUGCAUAAAAAUUAGAAACGUCGUCGUUUUUAUCAUGCGACGCAUAAGUGCGCGAAGCUUGUCCACAUCUUUAAUGCGCUUCCGUUCGCCCUUCCGGUAUCUCCGAUUAAUCACACAACAAAUUUCUCUCCAUUUUACACCAAUCCCACUAAUUUUCUCUACACCUUUGCCUGUCUCAAUGAAUUUUAUAAAUGUGAGUUUUAGUGUCACCAAUACAUAUACAUUCCAUAAAAAUUCAAUAUCAGUCUUUUUUCUGUGCAUUGCAAAUGGGAGAGAGAGUUGAGUUGAUUGAAUACGGUUUGAGAGGGAGACAGUGUGAUAAUGAUUUAUCGUCAUCGAUAACAGCAAAAAAAAGACAAAUGUUUGAGAAGAGAACAUAAUUGAAUUUGAAUAGAACACAGACAUUGGGAAAGAAAAUAGUUUUUUUGAAUGCUCGCGGAGACACGAAAAAAUACUGGGGCAAAUAUAUAUUCAGCAACAUUUACCUCUACUUAUUCACUCACCGAUAACUGAUUCUUGUAGGUUUACAGAUUUUAUUUUUUCGGAAAUGCUCCUCCUUUUGUUAUCUUUUUAAUACCCUCUUAAAAAGUUGGCAACUAAAAAAUUGCUGUUCCUCAAUUAGAAAUCAUCUGCCACCCUUCGAAUGUCUCAAAUUUCCUAUUGUUAGUAUUUCUUCGCGCAUUAAAUAAUUAUCUUAUAAUAUACAUAUAAACAACAAAUCUUCCAUGAUUUCCCAAAACUAAAAUCUAACACCUUCCGGCUCUCACUAUUGUUUAUAUACAAAUUUGAUGUUAUCUGUCAGUAAACUUUGUUCGCACAUUUCCACGAGUUGUUCGCACUAUGUUUUAUUUUUGCACCCCCCUAAAACAAUCGAACAUUUUUUGUGUUGGGAAGAUUUUCAAGAUAACUCUAGUGUGAUUGUAAAACAAGACGAGGUUUUUCAUCAUUACAUUUUGUCUGUAUCACAUUUUAUCAGUUUGAGAAUUCUUAUUUUUCAAGUCAAGUGAGAGUAUUAUUCUCUAUCUUUCUAAAAACUAACAUUUUCUGAAAAGCGAAGAAAAUUUGGCGAAAUUUAAAAUGGUUUUGACGUUACCACUAAUGAAACCACGUAUGUUUUCAGAGCUGAAAAAUGUUUAACUUCCAGCAUUUCUAGACUACGAUAGGAGAGAGAUUUAGAGAAAAAUAUAUUUGAUCUACUAGAAAAAUUUAGAGAUUAGGCAGUUCAUUUUGGUAUUGACAUCACGUAGGUUUUAGAGAAUUUUCGAGCUGAAAGGGAUUUUACACAUCGUGUAAACAAUUUCCAGCAUUUUUUUAAAAAUCUAUUUUUGAUCUAUCUGAAAUAUUUCUAAACAAUUUCAAAAGUUCACACAUUGCCACGAGCGAGAAAAUGUGUUUGUUUAUGGUGUUUAUGUUGUUCACACCAAAAUCUGUGAAAAAUCACACCUAGUUCGCACAAUUUCUCUCACCAAACGUGUUAUUGUCAGCUCGUGUCAAUAUCCGUAUGUGCUAAAAUAUUUGCAAAAAUCAUGCAAAAAUGUUUACAAAUACAUAUUAUAUAACAAAUAAUAACAAAUGAUAACCAUGACUGACAGCUCCAUUUGGGUUAGGUGCGCAAUGCAUUAAUGAUAAGAUACUACUGUAGGUUUUGAUUUGCUCAUUAUUCGUUCUUCUUCUUCUUUAUUUUUUCAUUUAUUUAUUUUUUUGAAACUUCUUUAGGUAAUUAUCGAGGUCAAUUAUUUAUAUGGGCGGUUUAUAGUUUUGAAAUUGUGUAACACCGAUACAUAAUUAGCUCGUUAUUGAUGUUUUACGACUUAAUCGUAAAGGAUUAAUCGUAUUUUCUACCUACCUUUUUUUGUCGAUUGACUGUUGAGUUUCUGAUAGUUGGAAUUUGAAAUUUCGAAAUUGUUUUGUGGAACUGGAAUAUAAUUUGUGAAAUCAAGAUGGGCCUAUUUUUUUUCUAAAAACCCAUCAAAUAAUUUUCAGAGAAUUCCAGAAUCUUUUUUUUGCUGAAACAAAACCAGUUUUUAAUAUUUUCGUUUCUAAAAAUCUCUGCCAGAAAAUAUCCUACAAUAUUUUUCCCCCGCAACUCUCUCCUUGUUACAGAAAUAUCUUUAUCUUGAUUUUUGAUCUAUCCUGCAAUUAAAAAUCUAUUUUUUCACCCGCAAAACGUUCAAAAAACAUCCGGAAACUAAACAUAUUAAUAGAAUUAAACUACUAAUCUUUAAUUUUUAAACACUUUUUUUGUAGACAGAUUUAUUUCCCAUAAAUAAUUAACGAGAUUUUUUUCAUAUUUCAUAUUCUGCUGUUUCAAAUCAAAUCAAAUUCUCAUAUUAGUUAGUUAGUUCCAAAUUUUUCUCAACCUCAUUUUCAAAAUUUUCCUAAUUCGAUCUGACAUUUUAUUCAGGGAAGGCAACACAAAAAACAGUUUCACACAUUUUCUUCUUUCUCACCUCUUCAUUCUGACUAUUGGUUUGCUCCGCCCACAUUUUUCUAUUCUCGUUUGCUGUCAACACCUUUUUUAUUGUUACCACAAUUUUCACAGUCAUUCAUAGUAACUCGAUACAGUUCAUCAUCUCAUGAUCUGAUAGAUCUACUAAUUUUUUUCAUAAAAAUAAUUUCAUAUGGCAAGCCAUUUGUAUACAUUUUCUGUUCCACAUUUCAUUUUGUACCGUACAUUUUGUGUCAUUAUCAUGAUUGAUAUUAUUGGGCGUGUGCUUUUAAGCUUGUCUUUCUCUCAAUAUUUCACUCAAUGUUAUUUUAUCGAGGCGCUAAUAAACCGAUUAAGUGUCCAAAAUUUGACAAAUGAUUAGUGUGCAUUUUUGGCUGGUGCUAUGCUAUUCAGUCGGCUCGACAAUACAUAAACUUCUUAUGUUUUCGUAUUAGGAAAUAAGUUGCAUGUGUUUACCGCUUAAUCCGUAUUAUAUGUUAUUAACCUUUUUAGCCUAUUACAUCGAGUCUCUCUCUCUCUUUUUUCAUUGCUCAUAUUAAGUAGGAGUAUUAAAAUUAUAAUCUUUAAGGGGUGAAGGUUCCUGUUUUGAGGUAGAAAUUCCGAGAUUCCGGGAAAAUAUGAUUCAGAAUUUUUAAAACUUGGUUAGAAAUUUGAGUUUUUCUGCUCCCUCGUUUGAUUGUGACUUUUUAUUAGCCCAAAAUUUUUUGAAUUUUAGGAGAAGAUCAAAAAUGAUUUUCUGUGAAUCUCGUUGAAUUUCGUAGAUUUUAGUUUCAUCUAAAAAUUUAUGCCAAGUUUUUUGAAGAGGGCUUCAGGCUGCGCCUAUUCAGGCUUGGGUUGUUUUUUGAAAAAUUUGAAAGACUGUGCUGACCAAAAAUUGGUUCCUAAAUUCCGGCUCAAGUUCUGAAAAAAAAAAAAGAUUUUUCAAGAUUUUUCUAAAAACUACUCUUCUCUUUGUGUUUUUGAAAUUCUGAGAUUAAUUUUUUUUAAACUGAAUUUUUGGCCCAAGUUCUCUAAUAUUCAAAUUAUAAAUUUUACAGCUGAAAAAAAAACAUCAAGUUUGUUAUUAGACCCCGUGAUAUAUUCAAAAGUUGUUUUCCCAAUUCCAAUCCUCCCUACAAUUUCCAUAAUUUUUCAGGUAUGACAACAUACGGUGCUUUCACAGCUUACGCGAUUCCUUCAACAGCAAAUCCAGCUCAGUUUACAUAUCCGCAAAUGGCAAUGUUUGGUAAUUCCCAAUACAGUGCAGGUGAGCCCAUAAUUAUUAUGUCCCGUGUGUUUUUCAAACUCACAUGGGAAACCAAAAAAGAUACUCAUUAUAUGAGGAUUAAAAACAGCCAUCCUUUCCCUCCUCCUCCUACCUUCUAUGUAGUUCUCCUCAUCGCCCUAAAAUAUCCACCACCCACCAAAGCGCUCUCAUUUUUUUCAUUAUUUUGAAAAUCUUCCCUUUUCCCUCUUUUUUUACAGUAUACUCUUGUCCUCGAACUAUAUUAUAAUCGCAUUUGAAUUUACAUAUUCUGCGGUUGGAGAGACGAAAAAAAUGAGAGUGUGUUGUAGAAGUUAGUAAAACUACCAGGGAUAGAUAGAAAAAAAUCAAUUUUAUUUUCACUACAACCAAAUAUGGUUUGGUUUGAUAUUUCAGCAAUGAUUCCACGAAAAAAUCGAAGAGAAAGAACCACUUAUAGUCGACAACAGUUGGAGAUUUUGGAGAAUUUGUUCGCUGAAACACAGUAUCCUGAUGUUUUUGCUAGAGAACGGGUUGCUGGACAGAUUAAUUUGCAAGAAAGUCGAAUUCAGGUUUGGUUCAAGAAUCGACGAGCAAAGUUUCGACAACAGGAGAAACAAAAACCAAGAUCGGAUAAGAAAAGUGAGUUUUAUUUUUAAUUUUUGGAAACAUUAGAUCAGAAUUUUUAAUCCAAAGAAAAAAGUAGAUCUUAAAAUAUAACGAAAAACGUUUCAGAUUCAAUGAUCAGUGCAGGAACACCACCAGCAAAUCUGAAAACGAAUAGUAUUUCACCACUCUAUCAACCACAAAUAAGCAGCGAACCGGAGAGUUGGUAAGUGAAUAGUUUUAUUAUCAACUUGACAAACAAUCGGAUUAAAUUGUCUAAUCAAUAUUGUAUUUUUAGUGACACGAAGGUGAUGCCAAUGAGAACACCAAAAAGUAUUUCACCAGUUGAGACGCCGGCGAGUGGCGAGAGUUCAACGACUACUUCUACUGCUGAUAAUUCUUGGACUAAUGAAUCUAUUGUGAGUUUGAAUGGGGUAAAGGAUUUAGAAAACUAUAGAUAUUUUGGAAAAUUUGUUAGUUUCAAUAGAUUUGUGUUGAAUUUCUGGAUAAUUAUGAAAAAUGUUUUUUCAUAAACAUUUUUAGAUACAGUUUGAAAAUAGGUUCCUUGAAUUUAUUUUUCAGGUUUCAAAAAUUAGUUUACGUAUUCAUUUUUUUCAAUCUUGAAAUUUCAUAACAACAUUUUUUAAACCUGGUAUUUUCUCUUCAAAACUCAGAUUCUUAAAUUUAAUUUUAACAAUUAAAACCAAAAAUUGAAUUUUCUCACAAAAUUUCUGGUUCGAAAAUAUUCAGUCUCUAUUUUCUAUCAAAAAUUUUUGAUUCUCUAACAAGAGUUCAAAAUGAUUCAGCUAAAUUUAAUCCAAUUAACAAUAUGAUGACUAAAGUGAAGUUAUCAAAAAUCGGAUAUGCGUUGUAUCUUUAAAAUAUAAAAGCGCAAAGAUUUUGUUCAGAAUUCUUAUUGAAGAUUGGCUUCAAAAUUGUUUUUUUCAAUUUCAUUCAUUUAAAAUUGAUAUUUCAAAUUUCAAAUCAAAUCGGUUUUCAAUUUUAAUUCAAGAAAUUCAUGAUCAUUUUUUUCCAGCAAGCAAACUCGACAUCAACAUCAACCGCAGUUCCAUCAACAACAAAUCCAUCAUUAACCGUAUCAAUCGCAAAUCCAACAGUUUACAAUUCCUAUCCAAUUUAUCCAGGUUGUUAUACAUUUGACUAUACUUAUGCAAACGCCCAAUAUAAUUCAUAUGCAGCAAAUCCAUAUUCAGCUAACCCAUAUUUUUUCCAAAAUGGAACUCUAUAG
Caenorhabditis angaria is the source of this 6567-nucleotide messenger RNA. The record is from the annotation of a GenBank genome assembly. Lineage: Eukaryota; Metazoa; Nematoda; Chromadorea; Rhabditida; Rhabditidae.